Messenger RNA from Delphinapterus leucas (beluga whale), 640 nucleotides. It is a transcript of the gene TNNT3, whose product is annotated as troponin T3, fast skeletal type. Gene Ontology annotation, molecular function: troponin C binding; troponin I binding; tropomyosin binding. The record is from RefSeq and is a predicted model, not a curated record. Gene Ontology annotation, cellular component: troponin complex. Gene Ontology annotation, biological process: regulation of muscle contraction; skeletal muscle contraction; sarcomere organization. Lineage: Eukaryota; Metazoa; Chordata; Mammalia; Artiodactyla; Monodontidae.
CAGAAGAAGCGGCAGAACAAAGACCUCAUGGAGUUGCAGGCUCUCAUCGACAGCCACUUUGAGGCCCGGAAGAAGGAGGAAGAGGAGCUGGUCGCGCUCAAGGAGAGAAUCGAGAAGCGCCGUGCGGAGAGAGCUGAACAGCAGAGGAUCCGGGCCGAGAGGGAGAGGGAGCGCCAGAACAGGCUGGCGGAGGAGAAAGCCCGGCGGGAGGAAGAGGACGCCAAGAGGAAGGCCGAGGACGACCUGAAGAAGAAGAAGGCCCUGUCCUCCAUGGGCGUCAACUACAGCAGCUACCUGGCCAAGGCUGACCAGAAGAGAGGCAAGAAGCAGACGGCCCGGGAGAUGAAGAAGAAAGUCCUGGCCGAGCGGCGGAAGCCCCUCAACAUCGACCACCUCAGCGAGGAGAAGCUCACGGACAAGGCCAAGGAGCUCUGGGAAACCCUGUACCAGCUGGAGACCAACAAGUUUGAGUACGCGGAGAAGCUGAAGCGCCAGAAAUACGAAAUUACCAACCUCAGGAGCCGCAUCGACCAGGCCCAGAAGCACAGCAAGAAGGCCGGGACCACGGCCAAGGGCAAAGUCGGCGGGCGCUGGAAGUAAAGCAGCCGAAGAAGUUCCCAGAGGCAGAGACCCUCAGCCU